Striga hermonthica is the source of this 1143-nucleotide messenger RNA. The record is from the annotation of a GenBank genome assembly. NCBI's taxonomy places the organism in Eukaryota, Viridiplantae, Streptophyta, Magnoliopsida, Lamiales, Orobanchaceae.
AUGCGGGAAGUGAACAUUCAAGCAGAAGAAGAGCUGAAAAAAAUGGCGGACGAAGGGGAGGUAGCACGAGGUCCGAUUUUCAGAGACAUCAGAAGAUAUUACUGCGAGUACUGUGGAAUAUGCCGAUCUAAGAAAGCCUUAAUUGCUCGUCACAUACUAGCUGAGCACGAGGAGAAAGUGAGGGAGAAGAAGGUAGACGAGGACGAAGGGCAUGAGGAGGAGAAGCUGAAUAUUUGCGGCGAUUGCGGCGCAAGUUUCAGGAAACCUGCUCAUCUGAAACAGCAUAUGCAACCUUUUGCAUGCCCAGUGAAUGACUGCAACUCUAGCUACAGAAGGAAGGACCACCUAUCGAGACAUAUGCUUCACCAUGAGGGAAAACUCUUUGAAUGUCCAAUUGAGGACUGCAAGCACCGAUUUGCAUAUCAGGGUAAUAUGACGCGGCAUGUGAAAGAGUUCCAUGAAGAACCUGUUUCUGAUGAUGAUGAGAGUCUUGAGGCCCCAAAGGAACACAUCUGUCAAGAACACGGGUGUGGAAAGGUCUUCAAGUAUCGAUCCCAAUUGCUUAAACACGAGAGUUCUCAUGUUAAGUUAGACUCGGUGGAAGCACUAUGUGGAGAGCCCGGAUGUAUGAAAUAUUUCACAAAUGUGAAGUGCCUCAAGGAGCAUAUUAGGUCCUGUCAUCAGUAUGUGACAUGCGAUAAAUGUGGUCAAAAGCAGCUUAAAAAGAACAUUAAACGUCACAUGCGAAUGCAUGAGUCAGUGAAUACCUCUGAGAGAAUCAAGUGUAGCUUCGAGGGAUGCUUGCUAACGUUUUCAAAUAAUUCGAAUCUCAAGAUGCAUAUCAAUGCUGUUCAUUUGGAAAUAAAACCAUUUGCCUGCGGCAUACCUGGCUGUCACAUGAAAUUUGCAUUUAAGCAUGUUCGGGACAAUCAUGAAAAAUCUGGGUGUCACGUCUACACUCCGGGAGAUUUUGAAGAAUCUGAUGCUCAAUUUCGGUCAAUGCCGAGAGGUGGCCGGAAAAGGAAGUUACCUGUUAUUGAGACGCUGCUGAGGAAAAGGGUUGUCCCGCCUAGUGAAUCCGAGCUUGGUAUGACCUCCUCCAGUGAUGAAGAACAGGAUAUUGUGAGUUCUAUUCACUGCUGA